GGCCGGGAGAGGCAUCCCGGUCGGUCGGUGGCUGAGGGUGUUGCUGUAUGCGCGGCCAUGUCGACCCUUUUCUACCUCCUCUCCACGCUGGCCGGCUAUCUCCUCACCUCGGCUCUGCUGUUGAAAUUCCCCGGCUUGCUUCACCGGCGCAAACGCCACCGGUUCCGGUGCCGGCACAUCUCCCACCGCGGAGGUGCAGGGGAGAAUCUGGAGAACACGAUGGCGGCAUUUCGUCACGCAGUCAACGUGGGGACCGAUAUGCUGGAACUUGACUGCCAUUUGACCAAGGAUGAACAAGUGGUGGUUUCGCAUGACGAGAAUCUGAAACGGUCGACCGGGGUGGACGUCAAUAUAUCAGACCUCAAAUACUCAGAACUCCCUCCGUAUCUCUGCAAGUUGGAGGUCACUUUCCAGAAAGACUGCCAGUGCGAAGGCGAAGACAAGCGCAUCCCUCUCCUUCAAGAGGUCUUUGAGGCCUUUCCCCACACGCCCGUCAACGUCGACAUCAAGGUGAACAACGACCGGCUGAUUAAAAAGGUUUCCGAGCUGGUGAGCUCUUACAAACGAGAACAUUUGACGGUUUGGGGCAGCGUCAGCCAUGAAGUUGUGGAAAAAUGUCACAAAGAGAACUGCCACAUCCCCAUCCUUUUCUGCUUGCGGCGUGUCCUCCUCCUCCGCCUCUUCUACACUGGCCUCCUUCCUUUCUUUCCCAUCCUGGAGGACUUCCUGGAGAUCCCCAUGCCUUCCAUUAUUCUCAAGCUGAAAGAAUCGGAGAAGAUUUCAAAGGGCCAGCGAUUCACCAUAUGGCUUAUUGACGUAUUAUUAAUGAGGAAAGCCUUAUUUGAUCACCUCACGGCUCGAGGAAUUCAGGUCUACAUCUGGGUGCUGAACGAAGACCAGGAAUACAAGCGAGCCUUCGACCUGGGGGCCACCGGCGUGAUGACCGACUACCCCACCAAGCUGAAGGAAUUCCUCCACAACUACCCGGCGUGAAGCCCGGCGGAGUGCCGCCACUGUCGGUUCUUCGGAGGAGAGAUCGGAAGUGAUCCAACCGAGCCCAAGGAGAGAAUCCACCCUUCCCUUGGAGUGGUUUUUUUUUCCCCCAGCCAAUCUCCACCCGCCGUCAAAUUCGGUGACUGCGUUCUUAAAAGUCACGCCACGCCCACGCAGGCCGCAUUCACUGACGGCCCUCGAUGGCAGAGCCGACUUUCUCUCCUCCUUUGUAAAUAGCUUGGUUUGACUGGUCACCUGCUCACCCUAGAGACCUAGGUCCCUUGGCCAGGCCGCGUGAAAAAUUGGGGUGGGGGACACUACCUGACCUCAUGGGGUGUCCACCGAAGCCUUUCCAGCCAGGCCCUUGGUGUUGAAAGACGUACGAUGGCUCCCCUGAACUUCUCCGUGAGUUGAAAACGGUUGACUGACAGCACCUGAGACAACCACUCUAAAUAGGAGGCCCGUGGCCAGUAAUGUCCUCCUUGGAUAUAUCAGAGGUGGCUUCCUGUGGAGAACAACUAUUGUUUUUGUGUCUUUGUCGAAUUAGUAGCUGUGCCUAGCGAGUUAGGACUGGAUCUCCCACGCACUCAUACGUUAUUAGACCAGGGAUGUCCAACCUUGGCAACUUUUUAAGAUCCGUGGACUUCAAUUCCCAGAAUUCCACAGCCUGGGAAAUUCUAGAAGUUGAAGUCCACCGGCCUUAAAAGUUGCAAAGAUCGGGCGGCCUUCCGUUAGAGACUUCCUACAUCUUUUGUGCUUGUUCUAGAAGGGUUAGUCUCUCAAUGUUGGCCACUUGAAGAUGGAUGGACUUCAACUCCCAGAAUUUCAGGAUGCCGACUGAAGAAUUCUGGGAGUUGAAGUGCACCAGUCUUUAAAAGUUGCAAAAACCAGACAGACUUCCAUUAGAAAUUUCCUACCUCUGUGCACUGGUUCUAAUCUCAAAUCUAGAGUGGUUAUCCCUUAUUUUUCCAUUAGAAGAUGGGUGGACUUCAACUCCCAGAAUUUCAGGAUGCUGACUGAAGAAUUCUGGGAGUUGAAGUCCACCGGUCUUUUAAAAGUUGCAAAAACCAGACAGACUUCCAUUAGAAAUUUCCUACCUCUGUGCACUGGUUCUAAUCUCAAAUCUAGAGUGGUUAUCCCUCAUUUUUCCACUUGAAGAUGGGUGGACUUCAACUCCCAGAAUUUCAGGAUGCUGACUGAAGGAUUCUGGGAGUUGAAGUCCACCGGUCUUUUAAAAGUUGCAAAAACCAGACAGACUUCCAUUAGAGACUUCCUACCUCUGUGUCCUGGUUCUAAUCUCAAAUUUAAAGUGGUUAUCCCUCAACCUUUUUCCACUUGAAGAUGGGUGGACUUCAACUCCCAGAAUUCCGGGAUGCUGACUGAAGGAUUCCACCCAUCUUAAAAGUGGCCAAUAUUGAGAAACCCUGAUCUCGAACAUGUCAAUAGUUGCACCUGUAGGAUAAGGGGUUGUUUGGCUAAUUUAUUGUACAAGGCCAUAAUAACUGCACCAUACCUCUAUAGGUCAGUCAAAUCCUGCCAUCAUGAGCCGGGAUGGAAAAGAGGUUUAAUAACGGGGAAAUCUGGAUAUUAGUGCAAGAGAUAAAAAUAUAUUAUUUUUUGUUUUGUUUUCUUCCUUGUUGACAAAUCCGAAUAUACCCUAUUUUUCAGAAUAUA
Molecule: messenger RNA, 2667 nt
Organism: Thamnophis elegans (Western terrestrial garter snake)
Lineage: Eukaryota; Metazoa; Chordata; Lepidosauria; Squamata; Natricidae
Gene: GDPD1
Product: glycerophosphodiester phosphodiesterase domain containing 1
Biological process (GO): glycerophospholipid catabolic process; N-acylethanolamine metabolic process
Cellular component (GO): endoplasmic reticulum membrane
Molecular function (GO): phosphatidylcholine lysophospholipase A1 activity; phosphoric diester hydrolase activity
Source: RefSeq, a predicted model, not a curated record